AUGGCAGCUACAGUUUCCCCGAUUGCUAAUCUUAAACUUCUUAACCAUCGUAACACAGUUUCCCCGAUUGCUAAUCUUAAACUUCUUAACCAUCGUAACUAUGAAGAUUGGAGUUUCCGGGUGAAAGUGUACCUGUUAGCUGAAGAUGUUUGGGACCUUGUGGAAGCAACCACUGAACCACCUAAACCAGAAGAUGGUGAGGUUGCGUUUAAGGCUUGGAGGAAGAAUAAUGCUAAGGCUUUACUUGCAAUCCAGACGUCUUGCGGGGAUGAUACUUAUCCUAUAAUCAAGGGCAUUACCGAAGCCAAAGCUGCCUGGGAUGCUUUGGCUGAAGAGCUAAAGUCUUCUGAUUCUGAUAAAGAGCUAAAGCCUUCUGAUUUUAGCUCUUCUGAUUCUGAUGAAGAGCUGCCUUCUGAUUCUGAUGAAGAGCUAAAGCCUUCUGAUUCUGAAGAGCUGAAGCUAAAGCCUUCUGAUUCUGAAGAGCUGAAGCCUUCUGAUUCUGAAGAGCUGAAGCCUUCUGAUUCUAAAGAAGGGCAUAAUAAUAAUGAUGAUGAGAGCGAUGUGAAUUAUGCUCCUUUGUACGAUAGUUUGAAGCGUGGUGAUUGGAAUGCUGCAAAGGAGUUUAUUGAUCGACACCCCGAGGCACUAACACAUAGAGGUUCAUCAAGCGGUGGGACAGCUCUUCACGAGGCAAUCGAGAGGAAGCAGUUACACAUUGUGGAAGAGUUGUUGAAGCUGAUGACAGAAGAGGACUUGGAAAUUGAAGAUGACAAUGGUUGCACAGCUUUUUUCUAUGCUUUGCAAAAAGGAAUGGCCGCAAUAGUUGCCAAAAUGGUUAAAAAGAACAAGAGUUUAGUUACCAUGCGUUUUACCAACGUAACAGGAAAUAGGACUCCAGUUUUAGUCGCUUAUACCUUGGGCCAUUGGGAAAUAGCUCGCUUUCUCUAUUCUCUUACUCCAAUCCAUGUUUUGACUCAAGACAAUAGCGGCCGCGAUGGUGCUCAACUUAUUUCCAAUUGCUUUGUCCACAGAAAUAAAUUUGAUAUUGGAUGGGAUUUACUUCGGCAUUGCCCAAAAUUGGUUCUUACUGAAAGUUACUUCGGGCACUCCCCUCUAAAUUCCCUGGCUGGUAUUCGUUCUGCAUUUUCAAGCGGGAUUUCUCUAAGAUUUUGGGAACGCUGGAUUUAUAACAAUAUACAACCUCAACCUGCUCCUAUCAACUCUGAUGUUUGUGUAAAUUUUGAAGAACUAGAAGAUGACAAAAGAAAUAGAAGGGAUCUCAUUUCCUCAGUUACGGAUUUCUUCCAAGGAGUUGUUAAGAAUCUUCACAAACGGUUAGGAAUCCAUGACUUGCAUGAAAUGAGAUUGCACCAUGACCGAAUUCUUCAAAUUCUACCGCUCAUGUGUGACGUGGCAACAAGUAGAAAUCUUGACUCGAAGCAAACUGCCUUCGUGAAAAAGGCAAUCUUCCGAGCUGUAGAAGGAGGACAAGUGGAGUUCAUUAAGGAGAUGUGUAAGGCGAAUCCAAGAAUCCCACUAAUAAUGGGGGAUGAAAGCGGCAGGACAAUAUUUCAUUAUGCCGUUGAAUGUCGUCAAGAAAAAGUUUUUAGUCUUAUAUAUCGGCUCAGUGAAUAUGAUAGGAAUCAUAUCUUAACAAGGGCAGAUAAUUUUAACAAUACUAUCCUACAUGCAGCAGGGAGUUUAUCUGCACAUCUUAAUCAUAUUCAAGGUGCAGCUUUGCAAAUGCAAAGAGAGCUACAAUGGUUUAAGGAGGUGGAGCGUAUUUUACACCCCCAGCACUUGGAAAUAAGAAAUAAGACCGAGCAAAUAACAGCACGAGAACUAUUCACCAAGAACCACAAAAAAUUGGUGAAGGAAGGAGAAGAGUCAAUGAAAGGGACAGCAACUUCUUGCACAGUCGUAGGUGCCCUCAUUGUUACCAUUAUGUUUGCUGCGGCAUUUACAGUUCCUGGUGGAAACAAUCAAGAUACAGGUUUUCCCAUCUUCUUAAGAAAGAAGUUCUUUAGGGUUUUUCUUAUUUCAGAUUCUAUAUCACUCUUUUCUUCGACAACAUCAGUGAUGAUAUUCUUGGGAAUUCUCACAUCACGUUAUGCAGAAGACGAUUUCCUCAGGUCUUUGCCCACAAAAAUGCUAUUAGGCCUUUUCACCCUUUUUUUAUCUAUCGCCGCCAUGAUGGUUGCUUUUUCGUCAACUCUUUUUAUUAUGCUUGAGGGAGAAUCAUGGGUAUCUAUUCCAAUCAGUUUGCUUGCCGGCGUUCCAAUCGCCUCGUUUGUGUGGAUGCAGUUCCCCCUCUUUCUUGACAUUUUCAUGUUUACUUAUGGAAGAGGAAUACUUGACAAGAAAUGCAGAGCCUGGGAAUAAAAUCCUAAUUAUGCGGUGUGAUGUUUGUCUUCUGAUGUCAUGUGAUGUUCGUCUUUGGCUUUGUCACUUUUAAGAAAUUUUUGUGAAAUAUGUAAAGAAAACACAAUAUACGUGUGUUUCUAUAUAUCUAUUUCGUUCAAAUAAUACCAUCCUUAUAAUUAA
Prunus persica (peach) is the source of this 2544-nucleotide messenger RNA. RefSeq lists its product as uncharacterized. Lineage: Eukaryota; Viridiplantae; Streptophyta; Magnoliopsida; Rosales; Rosaceae. The transcript has 7 exons. The coding region runs from base 1 to 2382 and encodes 793 amino acids. Gene Ontology annotation, molecular function: protein binding. The record is from RefSeq and is a predicted model, not a curated record.